GUCGAAGUGGAAUAUUGUUUUUUUAACGUACCAUUAUGGAUAAGGUUUUUAGACGUUUUAGCAGUACAAAUAUCAGGCGGCAUUCUAGUGUGCCGAAAUUAAAGCAAACAGACUUCACACCUAGGCAGUAUAAAGUAUCAUUGGGGCUAUUUGGAUAAAUACUAGCUACCAUGCUUAAUCAUUUCAAUAUAGUUGGUACUAAAGAAAAUCUUGCAUACAAACAAAGUGAUUACUAUACCAAGAUAACUGACGACAGUGAUGAGAUGACCCAUCAAGCCAUCAAGGGGCCAAGUCUUCAGCAAACUGAUAAGAUAAAAUCGGAGAAUAUACCGCCAGCUCUGUACAAUAUUUACAAAAAGCCGCUUCUGCUCCACCAAGGUCAUAUGCAAUACCUCUUUGAUCAUGAGGGCAGAAGAUUCUUGGAUUUAUUUGGUGGAAUUGUCACAGUCUCAGUUGGCCAUUGUCAUCCAAAAGUUGUCUCAGCACUACAAGAUCAAAUUCACAACCUUUGGCAUACCACUACAAUCUACCGUCAACCAAGAAUUUACGAAUAUGUUGAGCACUUGGCGUCUAAAAUGCCUGGAGACUUAAAGGUAGUGUACCUUGUAAACAGUGGUACGGAAGCAAAUGAUCUAGCUACUCUUCUGGCGCGGGCUUAUACAGGUAAUCAGGACAUCAUAUCACUACAGAGCAGUUACCACGGCUAUUCGAGUGCGAUCAUGGGUUUGACAGCAUCACAGUCGUAUCGCAUGCCCAUGCCAGUGCCGGCCGGCUUCCACCACGCAAUGCUACCGGACCCUUAUCGUGGUAUUUGGGGUGGCUGCAGAGAUUCUUUAUCACAAGUCCCUGGAUCUUGUCACUGUCCAGGCGACUGUGUUACUUCCGAUAAAUACGUCCAUCAGUUGGAAGAGCUUUUAGGUAAUUCGGUACCGGCUGGCAGAAUAGCAGCUUUAUUUGCCGAGUCAAUACAAGGUGUUAAUGGAACUGUGCAAUUUCCUAAAGGGUAUCUCAGAAAAGCUCACGAAGCUGUGAAAAAACAUGGUGGUCUGCUUGUUUCGGAUGAGGUACAAACAGGCUUUGGUCGUACUGGGGACUUCUUCUGGGGCUUCGAGACUCAUGGAGUGGUGCCAGAUAUAGUAACCAUGGCUAAAGGCAUAGGUAACGGGUUCCCGUUAGCGGCUGUCGUCACCACUAAGGCAAUAGCUGAAGCUCACACUAGAGCUACGUAUUUCAAUACUUUUGGAGGUAAUCCACUCGCUGCUGCAGUUGGAAAAGCUGUGUUAGAGGUGCUAGAGGAGGAGAAUCUCCAAGAGAACUGUAAGGUCACUGGAAAGUAUUUCAUUGAACAAUUAAUGCAGUUACAAAAAGAACAUGCGAUGAUCGGCGAUGUGCGCGGCAAAGGACUCAUGCUAGGUUUAGAAUUAGUGAAACCAGGCACUAAGGAUCCUUUAGAAAUUACUGAAACAGCCGAAAUAAUGGAGAUUAUUAAAGACUUGGGAAUUUUAAUCGGACGUGGAGGACGAUGGGGCAAUGUUUUGAGAAUAAAACCGCCAAUGUGCAUCAAUAAAGAAGAUGUUGAUUUUACUAUUUCCGCUUUAGAUCAAUCAUUCAAACAAUUUGAAAAUAUUUGUCAAUAUUAGAUAUUACGAUAGUUACUAGAUAUUUAAGAAAAUGUUAUAAAAUACUUUGAUAAGCUU
Pectinophora gossypiella (pink bollworm) is the source of this 1697-nucleotide messenger RNA. RefSeq names its product alanine--glyoxylate aminotransferase 2, mitochondrial. The coding region runs from base 171 to 1640 and encodes 489 amino acids. The record is from RefSeq and is a predicted model, not a curated record. Gene Ontology annotation, biological process: glyoxylate catabolic process. Gene Ontology annotation, molecular function: L-alanine:glyoxylate transaminase activity; pyridoxal phosphate binding. The transcript is spliced from 11 exons. NCBI's taxonomy places the organism in Eukaryota, Metazoa, Arthropoda, Insecta, Lepidoptera, Gelechiidae. Gene Ontology annotation, cellular component: mitochondrion.